UAUGAAUGAAUGAUGUACUUGGUGUUCCGGUUCUCUUAUCAACCCUCGAGUUUGAUAUCCCGAGGCUUACUUAUACCAAGUCUUGGCGCAAUCGGAGCCGAUGGAUGGCGUAUAAUCCACGGGAUGUCGUCUCAUUAAAUCAAUGCAAUGCAGCUGCAGCUGAAGCUUGACAUUUUCCCAGCUGAGUGUACUUCUAGCCUCAAUCCUUGCCCUUUUCUUCUUACUUUACCCCUGCUGCCCUGACUAUUCUAUAAUACCAACAAAUGUGCCUCAUAUCUCAUAUGUACCAAGAUAUACUAAGAUCUAAAAGUCCCAACUUAUUCUCGUUAGUUGAGUUGCACAAGAGAUGGCGACAUUUGCCCGAUCAACAUUUUCAGCAAAAGCCUACGCAGCUUUUCGGCCGGCUUACCCCCCAUCACUAUUCCGUACCGUGCUGAACUAUCACAAGCUACCCGCAUCCAACGGCACAUUACUGGAUCUUGGGUGCGGCCAUGGCCUUAUCGCGCGUCAUCUUAGACCGCAUUUCAAAUCAGUCAUUGCGAUCGACCCGUCAGCAGGGAUGAUAACGCAAGCAAAGCAAACAACGACAGAUCCUACCAUUACGUUUCGUCAAGGUAAUGCCGAGGAUCUGGACUUCUUAUCUGAUGGUUCCGUAGACAUGGCUGUUGCGGGUCAAGCCGCGCAUUGGUUUAACUACGAUAAAGUCUGGCCGAACCUCGCCCGUGUGAUACGUUCCGGGGGCACAGUCGCCUUCUGGGGAUAUAAGGAUAACGUACUUAUCGGCGCCGAACGGGCUACCGAAAUUAUGGAGCGGUUCGUUUACGGGUUCGGCGAAGUAGCACCGGGCGUAGAAGGAAUGGGUCCGUAUUGGGAACAGCCUGGGCGUAAUAUCCUACGCAAUCUCCUACGUAGCGUGCAACCCCCCGAAACAGACUGGAUGGACGUUACCAGGUUGGAACACGAGCCCGGCCAGGAGGGGACAGAUGAGACCCGCUGGUUGAGGAAGAAGAUGAAGCUAGGUGAGGUAGAAGGCUAUACAAGGACGUUUAGCUGCUUCAAUGGCUGGAAAGAAGCUCACCCCGAGGCGAAAAGUAGAGCGGACGGCGGAGAUGGAGAUAUAGUUGAUAUCAUGUGGGAUCAUAUGGUCGAUGCGGUACCGGAAUGGAAGGCCAUGGGAGAGCGGUGGCGGGAAGCCGAAGUUGAGAAUGAUUGGGGUACUUAUAUAUUAAUGGCUAGACGCCGGUGAUGUAUUGUACGGCAGCACCACUGGCGCCUUAGUGUCAUGAUCACAAGGAUCCUAAUAAAUAGUCUUAUAGCAUCUCCGGGCUAUUUUCUUCCCUUCAUUAUCACGGCUCUCGUCUUUAUCCCCCCAUAGACUAUUUGUCUUAUAGGAUAAAGUCUUAGGUAUUCUAUUGAAUGCCCAAUGGAAUGAAGUAAAGAAAUCUUUUUAAAAUAUUUGGUACCUUAUUUGGUAAAUAUAAUAAUCCGUACUACGUACAUGAAGUGAUAUCUGGAGGGACUCUCUGAGGUGAACAUGUACCUAACG
Molecule: messenger RNA, 1546 nt
Organism: Daldinia vernicosa
Lineage: Eukaryota; Fungi; Ascomycota; Sordariomycetes; Xylariales; Hypoxylaceae
Product: S-adenosyl-L-methionine-dependent methyltransferase
Exons: 2
Coding region: 347-1246 (299 amino acids)
Molecular function (GO): S-adenosylmethionine-dependent methyltransferase activity
Source: RefSeq, a predicted model, not a curated record